AUGAGUACAUCUUCGUCCGGUGAUCCUAUUGGUGUUAAUUCGACAAUAUCGUUGAAAUCCGUGACGGAUGCCUCGAUUUCAUUGCAUGGCUCAACUUCGACUGAUACGACGUGCACACCGACGCCAACGCCAACUUCAUCAACUCCUUGUCCUAAUUCUUCCUUUUACUUCCCCAAUUCGACAGCCCAAACUUUUGCUCCAAGCGUCACCGAAGAUUUCAUAUCCGCCUCGGUCUUCGGCGGUUCGUCGCGUUCGUCGCGUUCGUUAAACCACACAUCAAGCACUCCAUCAACUUUAACAGCUAGCGCAGCCCCGUCCUGCACCAGCACCUCUAGUUCCAAGAUGAUCGAAAAUGGCGACUUUGAGCAAGGUCUGUCCCCGUGGAGUAUCGACAUGGUGGACGUUAUGUCAACGAGUUACUCAAUAGCACGCCCCGGAGCCAACGGGUCGUGCGGGGCGUUUCAUGUGCACAUGCGGCGGAACUCGCAGACGGAUGACCUGCGAGCGAACCUGCGGUUAGUCAGUCCGCUGAUCUCGCCCCCGGCCUCACCGGGUAUGGCGUGGGCCGUCUCAUUCUGGGUGCGGUUUGGAAGCGGGCGUGCCACGAACUCGUACGUCAACUUGUUUGCUAAUGGUGAGGUCGCGCACCGCGUAGAUGCCGCGGACAAGGGAGCUACAAACUGGACACGUGUAGAAUUUCCCUACACGACAGCGUCUAGCGAUCAUAUGCUCCAGCUCGUCUUCUCAUUUGCGCUGGGCAAUGCGCCGUCUAAUGACGUGUGGAUUGAUAAGGUGGCUAUGGAUGUGAUGGCUGCCAGUUCGGUGCCGGUGGGACAGGGAUUUUCUGUCGCAACUUCGAAAGCUAAAUCUUCUUGA
Molecule: messenger RNA, 876 nt
Organism: Daldinia childiae
Lineage: Eukaryota; Fungi; Ascomycota; Sordariomycetes; Xylariales; Hypoxylaceae
Exons: 1
Coding region: 1-876 (291 amino acids)
Molecular function (GO): hydrolase activity, acting on glycosyl bonds
Source: RefSeq, a predicted model, not a curated record